Molecule: messenger RNA, 5320 nt
Organism: Cydia fagiglandana
Lineage: Eukaryota; Metazoa; Arthropoda; Insecta; Lepidoptera; Tortricidae
Gene: Tfb1
Product: general transcription factor IIH subunit 1
Exons: 11
Coding region: 269-1990 (573 amino acids)
Biological process (GO): nucleotide-excision repair; transcription by RNA polymerase II; transcription by RNA polymerase I
Cellular component (GO): transcription factor TFIIH holo complex; transcription factor TFIIH core complex
Source: RefSeq, a predicted model, not a curated record
AUGUCAGUUUUGUCAAAACUGCAAAUGGUCGACUGAUGUGGUUUUAGUUAAAUAAUUUCAUAAUUUCAUCGCUUUGUAUUUUAGCAUUUAUCAACCACGGAAUUUGGACCAAACUAUUUAUUUACCCACUAAACUAUACCUGAGGUGACCCAGUGUCCGUGAUCUUGAACUCUAAUUGUCAUGGGGUAAUAUUUAUACCUCAUUCAUUAGAGUUAUAAAACUAAUAGCAUUUUUGGGUUAAUACACCGAUAGCUUAAAUACUGUAACAAUGACAACGUCUUCGGAAGACGUUUUGUUGAGCGUAAGCUACGUACGAUAUAAGAAGGGUGAUGGUACCUUGUAUGUGAUGAAUCAGAGGUUGGCAUGGAUGCUGGAAAAUAGAGACACUGUUGCUGUAUCGCACAAAUAUGCUGAUAUAAAAACACAAAAGAUAUCACCAGCUGGUAAGCCUAAAGUGCAACUGCAAGUGGUUCUCCAUGAUGGAACAUGUUCCACAUUCCACUUCGUCAACCCCGCGGGCCCUGAAGCGCAGGCUAAGGACCGGGACCAGGUGAAAGGGUUGCUGGUGAAUCUGUUACCUAAGUUUAAGAGGCAAAUUGAUGGAGAACUAGAGAUGAAAUCCAGGCUCUUGUCUCUUCAUCCAACUCUGAAGCAUUUAUAUGAAGACUUAGUAAUAUCUAAAGUGAUUAAUAGUGAAGAGUAUUGGAACACACCCACUUUGAAACAUUAUACUGAAUCUAAUAAUAUUAAGCAGGAGGCGGGUGUCUCUGGAGCUUUUCUAGCGGACAUCCAGCCCCAAACAGAUGGCUGCAACGGCCUCAAAUAUAAUCUCACACAGGAUAUAAUAGAUGCUAUAUUCAAAACAUACCCUGCCGUCAGAAAGAAACAUAUAGACUAUGUGCCCAAUAAGAUGACUGAAGCGGAAUUCUGGACCAAAUUCUUUCAAUCUCAUUAUUUUCACAGAGACCGCAUAGCGUCAUCUUCCAGCAAAGAUUUAUUUGGAGAAUGUGCAAAACUAGACGACCACGCUAUUGCCUCGGCUAUGAAACACACCACACUGGACCUCACGGUGGACCUGCCUAAAUUCUCGGAGCCUAUUCCUCUCUUACCCACGGAUGACGACGCCCCCCCUGAGAAAGAUAAAGGAGACAGCACAUCCAUACAUAGGAAUAUGAUCAAACGAUUCAACCAACAUUCUAUUAUGGUGCUCAAAGCUAGUCAAAAAACAAAUUCUAGUAGUAGUGAUAGCAAUAGUAAAACUACAAACAAUAACAAUAAAGUGGUAGAAAAUGGGGUUAAAGAAACAAAUGGCACCGCCGAGAAGAGGCCAGCUGAUGAAAAACAUGCUUCAGAGCCCGUUGACAAGAGAAGGAGAAUAUUAGAGAAGAUACAUUAUGAGGAUCUAGAAGAUUCAAAUAGGAAUGAGGAUGCGCAGGAACUGAAAUUAUCCAAGAUUGAAAGGUAUUUAUUAGGACCGUCGUCGCAAGUGAACCAAUCAAGUUCGAGUACGAAUCACCCACCGCCUUUGUCCGCUCUAGCUUCAAUAUGUCAGGCGUGGUCGAGCGGGCAGCAGUGCGCGCGGCCGAUCCGCGUGGGCGCGGCGGGCUGCGUGGCCGCGCUCGGCGAGCUCAGCCCCGGCGGCGCGCUCAUGCGGCAGCACCACGCCGCCGCCAUGGCGCAACUAAUCCCGGCCGACGUGAAAUCGGAGCUGAACCGGAUGUACCUGUCGGCGGGCGAGCUGCUGCGCGAGCUGUGGCGCUGCUUCCCCGCGCCCGCCGCGCCCGCGCAGGAGGCCGACAGCGCGCGCGCAGACAAGUUCUACGAGGCGCUGCUGCGCUUCAGGAACGUCAAGCUGAGGCCGUUCGAGGAGAAAAUGCUUCACGACCUGACACCACUAGCGACAUCUCUUACGAAACACAUCAACCAAAUGAUAGACGUGGCCUGUACGAAGUACGCGCUUUGGCAGCAAAGGCAAGCCAAGCUUCGGUAGUAUUUUACCAGAGGACUUAUUCUUGGUGUCAUCGAGACCUAUAUUCUUUUUGUGUUUAUCCAUCUAAGCUGUCACAUAACUGCCAUAACCAGUAUCUGAUUCUUACACGAGCGUUUCUUUUAUUUUUUGCCAUUUUAUAUAUUGUGACCUUUUUUAAAAAUUAAUAAAAAAACGCUCAUAUAGUGGAAUACGCCAAAAUGUCGACAUAAUUUGCACUGGGGCCUUACCAUGAUGUCCUUAUUUCGAUUCUGUUCAGGAUCUAAACUGAAUUGCCAUGGGACGGAGAUAUGCGACUUAUACAUAUAGUUCCGUCCUUUAGCAAUUCAGUUUAGGUCCUAAAUUAAUUGUAAGGCCCCUGGUACUGGAACUGGGUUAUAUUCGUUUACAACUAGGCGUGUAACUAGGGAAUGCAAUCUCGCACCAAGAUUGGCGAUUCGAGAUCUCGCACGAAAAAUCUGAAUCGAGAUAGGGUGUUUCGAGAUCUCGACCGUCACAUUUUCGAGAUCGAGAUUAAUCUGAAAGAGAGAGAUUUGACAAAGUAAUUAAAAAUAUGUUAUUUUGAGCAAAAAUCUCUAAGAAUUCCGUAUAUACUACUUAUUUAGAGUAUCUACGUCAUGUUUUAUUUUCAAGAUCUUCAAAUUAAUCAACAUUUAAUUAAUAAACUAUUUUUAUUUAAAAAAAUACUAAUAAUAUGUAUGUAGCUCUAAUUUGCAUGUAAUUGUGAAAUGUGGUAUUCAUUAUUUUUAAUUUUACACAAUUGUAUUAAGGAGAGGCAGUAACAUGCUCAGUUGAUAUUUUUGACAAGCACUCGGCAACUUACAAAAAAAAUGUAGGGUAAGCGAGCAAAAAUCAUAAAUAAUUGUGACUACUACGUUAAGUUCGUCCGAUUUUUCCGCACAGAGCGCGUCACAGUGCUUUUAUCGUCAGCUAAAGCCGGCCGCAUACAAUAGCACUGCCUGAACAACAUGAACCUAAGGUAAAAAAUAUUACUCAAAACAAAGUAAUUCACACGGAUCAAUCCCUCAAUCUCGUUCGAGAUCUCGAAAAUAUUAAUCAAGAUCUCGGCCGAGAUUGCUUAAAUCGAGAUUUCCGGUCAACGCUUUAAAUCUCGAAAAUUCGUGCGAGAUCUCGAGAGAUCUUGAAAUUGCGAGUUCGAGAUUGCAUUCCCUACGUGUAACGUAAAAUGAAAAUGUUAGGGCGUCUGUAUUAGGGGGUCAUCCAUUAGUUACGUCACACGUUUAGGGGGGAGGGAGGUCAAGAAAAUGUAACAUAUUGUGACGAGGCGGAGGGGGGGAGUCACAAACUUUAUGACGUCACUUUAACUUCACCUGUAACCGAAAUCUGUUUUGAUUUUUUAAAUUCUCUCGUGUGAGGUAAUUAAUGGAUGACUCCUCAUUUUUAUGGUUUUUCUUGAAUACCUAUUCAUACUUGUAAGUCAUAGGUUUUGGCUAUUAUUUAGUAUACCCGUAGAUCGAUUACGGUGACAACGAGAAUAGGUCUGCAAUGUUUGAAUUAUAAUUAGUGUCAAUAGUAAUUAAAACUGAUCAUUUUGAAUGGAACUUGCCAUACAAUGUAACCCGUUUUCAUUGCUUGACUUGAGGAUUAAUAUCAACUGUAAAUUAUACUCUAGAGGGCUUUGUGGUCCGUACCUUUGUAAAUUAUAUGUUCAGGUUAGGAAGAGAGUAAUUAAUUUGAAUAAUUAUUGGCAUAAAUGAUUUGUGAUACUUCAAAAAAUUAAAUUAAUAUACUUCCUAAUAAAAAAGUGCUAUGUUAACUGACCACCAAAUAAAGUAAAAUACAAUGUUACCUAUAAAAUUACUUUCUUUUACUGGUCAUAUUAAGUGUUCAUUAGUUUCAUUACAAUUACUAAAUUUCCAUUUUAUAAAACAAUAACCAAAAUUGUACAAGUAUCCUAUUUAAAGCAAAUUACUCAUAAUUAAUUAUUAUUGAUAAAUCAAAAAUAGUUUAUGUUCUCCCAAAACAUCAUCUAGUUCCUUUAAAAUAUCAAAUGUUACUUAUAAUAGUACCUAAACUCAGAGUAAGAAUGUGCAGAUGUGCAAAUUGUGGAGAGUUUCCAAACAUUCGAAAAUGUACUCGGAAAUUUAACAGAAAUAUUAUAAGAAAGUACCUUUUUACGUUUCGGAAAGUUUCAAUCCCCAUACAAAAAUGAAUUAUGAAUUAAAAAAUUUCAGAAACUUUCCUAUGUGGAAUAUUUAGCAAUUUCGGUAAGUUUCCAUCGCCACAUCAGUAUCAGAAUGUAAUAAUAGUAAAUUAAAAUUUGGUGUUUGAAUUGAUUAAUUGAUGAUUAAUUUUAGUGCGUCUCUCUCUCUCUCUCAUUAAAGCAAAAUGUGAGACGCAAUACACAUUGGACAAAGAAAUUGGAUAGGUGCAAUACAACCCUAAAAUAGAGUACUUGGGUUGUAGCUAUGUAUUUUGUUGGUCGUUACACUUAUUUGUUGCCAAAAAAAAUCAGUAGUACAUUAGUUAUUUGUACAACAAGAGAUCAGUUUGAUAUUUCUUCGAGUGCUUAUUUUGAGUCCCGUGCAAGCGAAAGAUUCUAUAAUAGAUUCACGAGCGUAGCGAGGGAAUCUAAUUUAGAAUCUUGAGCGUAGUAAGGGAUUCAAAAGCGCACGAGAUGUAAUUAAAUAACUUUGAUCUCGUGUAGUACACAAAAUUUUUCACCCUAAGCAGUGAGAACAUACCUAGAGGGACAGAGAUAAUAGAACCCAAGUAUAUCGAACUUGUAUUAGACCCCGCAUGUUGAAAUGACAUUUGACUAUAAAAGUCACUUGAAUGACAUUUUGUCUCACUCAGUGAGCAAAAUGCGAUUUUGCUCACUCAUACUGUCUCACUAAGUGAGCAAAAUGCGAUUAUGCUCACUGAGUGAGACAAAAUGACUCAGUGAGCAAAAUCGCAUUUUGCUCACUGUUUUUAAGAAGCAAAGUACCCUUGUUCGAGCUGUUGAGGUGAAAAAUCAUUUUUGUAUUUAUCCAUAUAAUGUCACACUGUUGUAGCUAACUAGGUACUACUUCUAGUGCCGUUAAAUUUAUGCAUCAUUUACUUUUAUUAUGAAUUAUGGGAUGAGUGACAAGAAGAUUAAAUACGAUUUGUUCAGGUGCUAUACUUGGAUCUGAACAUUAUGUAGGUUAGUUUGCUUUCUAAUUUUCACAAAUAUAGAAGCAAAACAGCUACAAAUGUUAAAGAAAACUAAUAAUAAAAAAUACAUCAAAAGCAAUAGUUACUGUUAUGUAUAAUAUUUUAAUAACUAUUGUCUUGUAAUUUGAAGGAUGAUGUUAACGAGGGAAGUGUUAUGGUAUCUAUGUCAUUUUG